Ostrinia furnacalis (Asian corn borer) is the source of this 444-nucleotide messenger RNA. RefSeq lists its product as uncharacterized. The transcript is spliced from 3 exons. The record is from RefSeq and is a predicted model, not a curated record. Lineage: Eukaryota; Metazoa; Arthropoda; Insecta; Lepidoptera; Crambidae. Gene Ontology annotation, biological process: proteolysis. The coding region runs from base 1 to 444 and encodes 147 amino acids. Gene Ontology annotation, molecular function: serine-type endopeptidase activity.
AUGCAGGCCGCUAUCAACCGACACGACGCAGGCGGGCCAGCGAUCCUAGCUGGUAAACUAGUGGGCAUCAUCUCCUUCGGGCCAUCGGUGUGCGGGUACCCUAACGCCCCCACGGUAUUCACACUGGUCGGCGCCUUUUCUGACUGGAUUGAGACUGUCAAUGAGACCAUGCCAGACUACUACCGCGCAAGAGCCCGGUCCACGACCACAACCAGGAGGCCUAUCUUUGAAUACCUGGGCACCAUAUUCAACACUCCUCCCCCCACCGAGGCACAGGGAAUCGAGAUCCGGCCGCUAAAGUUGAUCACCUUAGAAGCCACGCCACCUACCGUACCCACCGAGGUGACCACUGAAUAUGUCGAGGAGGAAACCACCGAGCCUCCAGGGUUGAGGUUCUUGAAGGAUCAGUUCAGUGACGCAGACUCUUGGGGUGAUAAGAAAUAA